Lacerta agilis (Sand lizard) is the source of this 1479-nucleotide messenger RNA. Its product is annotated as prokineticin receptor 2-like. The record is from RefSeq and is a predicted model, not a curated record. Gene Ontology annotation, cellular component: membrane. Gene Ontology annotation, biological process: neuropeptide signaling pathway. Gene Ontology annotation, molecular function: neuropeptide Y receptor activity. Lineage: Eukaryota; Metazoa; Chordata; Lepidosauria; Squamata; Lacertidae.
UGGCUGGGUUGCUGUCAAAGAUCCCAAUCUGCAGAAGCGUAAGCUCUCUUCCCUGGCUGGACCUUCCUGGGAGAUACUGAGAAGGCAUAAGCUCACAACAGCUUCCUCGUGAGGUAAGAAGAGACUGACCAGAGCAACAUCAUGAGGCAUGAAGGGCACCCUACCAACAACACGCUGGUGAGCACCAACUUUGCUGCAAUAUACAGCCACUUCGACAGAGACUUUUCCUUGUAUCCAAACUACACUUUCCCCUUCAACUUCAGCUACAAUGAUUAUGAUCUACCCCUGGACGACGGCGAUGAUGUGACCAAGACCCGCACUUUCUUUGCCGCCAAGAUCGUCAUCGGUGUGGCGCUGGUGGGUAUCAUGCUGGUCUGUGGCAUCGGCAACUUUGUCUUCAUCGCCGCUCUGGCCCGAUAUAAGAAGCUGCGCAAUCUCACCAACCUUCUCAUUGCAAACCUGGCUAUCUCUGACUUCAUUGUGGCCAUCGUCUGCUGCCCCUUUGAGAUGGACUACUAUGUGGUCCGGCAGCUGUCAUGGGAGCAUGGCCAUGUGCUCUGCGCCUCGGUCAACUACUUGCGCACCGUCUCACUCUACGUCUCUACCAAUGCGCUCUUGGCGAUUGCUGUGGACAGGUACCUCGCCAUCGUUCACCCACUGAAACCCAGGAUGAACUACCAAACAGCAACCUUUCUGAUUGCCGUUGUCUGGAUCGUCUCUCUAAUCGUUGCCAUCCCAUCUGCGUAUUUUGCGACGGAAACAGUAUUAUUCAUGAUCAAAAACCAAAAGAAAAUUUUCUGUGGCCAGAUUUGGCCUGUUGACCAGCAGAUCUAUUACAAAUCCUACUUCCUCUUCAUCUUUGGCAUCGAGUUUGUCGGACCCGUUCUCACCAUGACCCUCUGCUAUGCCAGGAUCUCACGGGAACUUUGGUUCAAAACAGUCCCGGGCUAGACGGAACAGAUCCGGAAGAGGCUCCGUUGCCGGAGGAAAACAGUGCUGGUGCUGAUGUGUAUCCUGACGGCCUACGUCCUCUGCUGGGCACCUUUCUACGGAUUCACAAUCGUCCGUGAUUUUUUCCCCAGGUUUGUGAAAGAGAAGCAUUACCUUACCCGCCUUUACAUAGUGGAAUGCAUAGCCAUGAGCAACAGCAUGAUAAACACCAUGUGCUUCGUAACUGUAAAGAACACCACCAUAAAGUACUUCAAGAAGAUCAUGUUGCUCAGGUGGAGGUCCACCUACCAUGGAGCCAAGUCUAGCGUAGAUACCGACAUCAGAACUAGCGCCAUGCCUGUGACAGAGGUGGAUUGCAUUAGGCUAAAGUGAAAUUUGGGCAGAAAUCUCCUCACAGCAAAGAUUCCUUUUGGUGUGUGGCCUCAUGAUUUCAUCUGACUUUCUUUUCUUUCUUCGGAUGGGCAGAAGAACUUUCCAUGUUCUCUUAGGCUAGUGGUGUCCAAACUUUUUUUCAAAGAGGGCCAGAUU